This is a messenger RNA of Haplochromis burtoni (Burton's mouthbrooder), 4142 nucleotides long. Its product is annotated as von Willebrand factor A domain-containing protein 7. The transcript has 16 exons. The coding region runs from base 23 to 2845 and encodes 940 amino acids. NCBI's taxonomy places the organism in Eukaryota, Metazoa, Chordata, Actinopteri, Cichliformes, Cichlidae. The record is from RefSeq and is a predicted model, not a curated record.
AGGACAGCAACAAGGUGGAGCAAUGAAGUCUGUGUGGCCGUCUGCAUUGUUGCUCUCGCUUCUUUGCACUGGAGCUCUGGGUUUUGACAUUCUGCCAGGCAGUUCUCUGACUCACCUGGACAUCACUCUGCAGGCCCUGUUUAAUGUGACUGUGCAGGUGUGCCGAGCAUUUGCUAAGGCUGAAGGGACAGACUUCAUUUUCCCUGCACAGCCUUUCACCAUACAGGGUGUUGCUACGGCCUGUGGUGCACCUCAGUCAUCUAAAACUUUCGUUCGGUCCAUUCUGCACAUCAUAUACAGGAAUGUGCGUGUGGACAUCCGCUAUGCCUUGAAUGCCAGCUUCCACUUUGAUGAUGAGAUGUUUGUUCAAGGAAAGAAAAUCAUCAUAGAGGGAAUACAGGCGGUCAAAGCAAGCAACAAGCUGGAGAAUUAUGAGGCAGCGAGGCAGAACCUGGGAGAAAUUCUGCAUCCUUUGCAGGAUUUCUACAGUCACAGCAACUGGGUAGAACUGGGAGAAAAAAGCCCCAACUCCAAUCUAAUCAAAUCUGGCGCCAGCAUUGGGAACAUAGCAGCUAGGAGCAGGGCGACCUGCCGCAGCUGUGAUGGCAACAACUGCAGCAACAACAUUUUGGAGGAUAUCAUAGCGGAGAAGAUCCUGACGUCUGGAUACUUUAGUCUCACGCCUGUAUUUGCAUUGAAACCAAAGGGAAAAUGCAGUCAUGGAGGGGCAGUUGAUCAGACAAGUAAGAUCGAGCCUAUAGGUGGGAUCAACAAAGACAAAGAGAGUUCCAGCCAUGGGUAUCUUCACACUCAAGCUGCAAACAUUGCAAUAGCUGCAACAAGUGAGCUUCUAGAGGACAUUCGGGGGGCUGCUGGUGACAGACCAUUCUUGCGGAUGAUGGGUCUCUUUAAAGGAUCCAGUAAGGCUCUUUGUUUUGUCAUCGACACCACAAGCAGCAUGAAAGAUGACAUUGCAACAGUGAAAAAUGUCACUUCCACUAUAAUCAACCGUGAUGUGGGAACAGCCAAUGAGCCCUCGCUGUACAUUCUUGUACCAUUUAAUGAUCCAGGCUUCGGACCACUGACAAAGACAACAAACUCAGCAGUUUUCCAGAAUGCGAUUGAUUCUCUUGUAGCCACCGGUGGAGGAGAUCCACCGGAGAUGAGUCUCUCAGGGCUUCAGCUGGCUUUAAGCGCUGCUCCAUCAAAUUCUGAGAUCUUCCUCUUCACGGACGCAGCCGCUAAAGACAAAAACCUGAAGAGCACAGUGAUCGCACUCAUAGAGAGGACCCAGUCGGUGGUCAAUUUUAUGAUAACUGACACAUCAUCAGUCAACAGUCGGAAGCGGCGUGCUCCAUCCAAUAGGAUAGCAGAAGCUGAUGCUCAGCUGUACAGAGAUCUGGCUCAGGCUUCAGGAGGCCAAGCUAUCGAAAUCACAAAGAGACAACUUCCUCAGGCCACAGCCAUCAUAAAGGAGUCCUCCAACGCCUCUCUGGUGACCCUUCUUCAAGCAGCCAGGAACCCAGGAAAGGCUGAAAGCUUCACUUUUAUGAUUGAUGACUCGGUAACAAAUCCUACAGUUUACAUUACUGGGGAAUCCAUCACUUUUACUCUCAUUAGCCCCACAGGUGAAUCUCAGGAUAGCAGUGACACAAUGGGGUCACUGAUCAUUACAUCCCAGUCUGUGGGAAACUUCUGGUCCCUGCAGCUAAAAAAACAAACUGGAAAAUGGGAAAUGAGAAUGGUGUCAAGUAACCCCUACACUCUGAAGGUCAUAGGUCAGAGUCCUAUUGACUUCUUCUUUGACUUAGUGGUGGUGUCACAGGGCCCUUUUGGAGGAUUUGAUACCCUGGCGACACGUCCCAGUGCUGGUGGCAAUGGUAGCCUGUUGAUGUCUUUAACGGGGAGUGACACUGCCACGGUGACAGAAGUCACUCUGGUUGGAUCAUCUGGGUCAGAGGUGAUUAAAGGAGUCUUGGUGCCGCAGAGCAAUGCAAGCAUCUUGGUUCUGGUUGACAAGUUUCCAUCAGAGGACUUUGAGGUGCAGGUGAAGGGACAAGCUGAUAGUUUCACCUCCAAGGCUUUAAUACUCUUCCAGAGACAGUCACCAACCAACUUCAGAUCAUCAAAUCUGACGAUAAAUGCUAAUCCAGAGACCAUCAUAGUACCCGGAACGCUAUUUUCUGUGCCCUUCACUCUGAUGACGAGUGGAACAGGUGGAAACUUCACAAUUCGAUCCACCAACAGCAGAGGGUUCGACUCUACAUUUCCAACCAGUAUGUUCCUGGAGCCUGGAAUCACGAAUAAUGGCACAGUGACCCUCUCAGCACCUCUGAAUACCACAUCUGGAACUGAUGUCACCCUGGCCAUUGAGGCCGAGGCUCCUGGGGGCACAGACAGUAACUACAUUGUGUUGCGCUUCUCCGUUCUUAACACGGUGACCGAUUUCAAGGCACCAGUGUGUGAGCAGCUCAGCCUGCAGACCAACUGCUCUGUUAACUGCAGCAUGAGGAUGUGGGAGGUCUCUAGCCGGGUGACUGAUGGAGCUGAUGGGACGGGCGUUGAUCUUGUCACCCUCAAGCAAGGAAACGGGACCAUAAACACCACCCUGGAUUCAAGCAAUGAGAACAUAACACUGGUGUACUACAGCGCAUCCUGCUGUUCACCUGACAUGGAGAUAGAGGUUGUGGAUCGCGUGGGUAAUGUAGCCACCUGCUCCUACAGCGGAAGGCAAGGUACAAUAUCUCCUGUCUCUGAAGCCACAAAGCUCACUUGGUCGCCCUUAUUUUGCCUCAGCAUUGUGAUUGUGGGACUCCACAUUCUGACAAAAAUGGGCACCCAGUGACUCCAUGUCAGUGUGGUACAGCUAUAAUUUAUAUACGUCAAUAUAUCAGUUAUAUCAGUUCUAUUUUGACAUUUAACUACUACUAGUAUAUUGGCUACUGUGGUAUGGAGGCACUUACAGAAACUGAUGCCUUGAAAUAUAUUACAGCACUGUGCACAACUAUUAUGCCACCUCUAAUUUCUUUAAAAUUUUCUUACUUUCUUCUAUUUCACUUGUAUCAAGUAGUCCUGAUCAAUACUUCUCCAGACGUUCUGAAGUUUUUCUUUGGACAUUGGGUGCCUUUUCACUCUUUUUCAGUCCAGUCCAUGUACCUGAUCAUUUUCAUAAUAAUGUUCUUUCUGGUCAGUUUACACUGACCUAUGAGUCAAUGAAACAUAAGAAAGGCAGCUAACUCAAAGCAGACAUCCUAUCAAAGAAUUUUAAACCCUUUAUUACAACAAAACCUUUUGCAAAAACACAGAAUUUGAUCUCACUUUUUUAGCCAAAUCUACAAAAAAAAAAAUGCCAGAGAUAUCACAGUUUGUCAAGUUGUGCACCAGCAAGUUGAGCUACGAGAAUUAACCGAGAUGGAAAGAGUAACACAACAGAAAAAGACAGCAAUCAUGGAUUGGCCUCCCCGGAGACCAGACCUGAACAUUAUUGAAGCAUUUUGGGAUCCUGUUCGCAGAAAACGGAACAAAAGGCAGCCAACAUCCAAAGAAGAGCAUUGGAUGUCUUUCCAGAAGUCUGCAGAACUGUUCCUGAAGACUACUUAAAGGAAGUAGCAGAAAGCCUGCCUAAGAGAGUCCUUAGGGUCUAGUAAAGCGCUAUACAAAUACAUGCCAUUUACCAUUUUACCAGUUCAGGCUGUGUUAUGUUGACACAUAGUUCAUUUUCAUAGCAAAAUAUCAUGAAAUGAGUCAGUGGCUCAAGACGUUUACAGUACUGUAUAUAUUUCCAUAAUUACGCAUAAAAACAUUAUUCAUCCAUGUUAUGUCUUUUUGGGGGGAUUUUGAUCAUACAUACAGCUUCAUAUCUUAAACCACUGAUUUCUCAGCUAAUAUGGGAACUGAUUUUUGAUUGAAACUUGACGUAUUUAAUUCUGUCUUUCUGUUAUGAAGCUAAUGCUCUUCUUAAUUUAUCAUGCUCUAAUUUGUACUGCUCAGUUUCCACAUUUUCACAGUUUGUGGGAGUUUUAAAAAAAAGGUAAAAACAGGUGUUUUGGAAGCUCUUUGGAUGGAAAUUUUAAAAAAUGUUAAUGGUGGAAAUGGGGCAACAAGAAAUGAACAAGUCAAGCAGUAAAAAAAAACACUUUUUA